This is a messenger RNA of Cyclospora cayetanensis, 573 nucleotides long. RefSeq names its product diamine acetyltransferase. The record is from RefSeq and is a predicted model, not a curated record. Lineage: Eukaryota; Apicomplexa; Conoidasida; Eucoccidiorida; Eimeriidae. Gene Ontology annotation, molecular function: acyltransferase activity, transferring groups other than amino-acyl groups. The transcript has a single exon. The coding region runs from base 1 to 573 and encodes 190 amino acids.
AUGACACCGGGUGCAUCAGGGACGAUUCCUUGCCACUGGUUGCAGAGGGCCUCCCUUGAGCCGCAGGCCGUCUCCCUCACUGGGAAGGAGGGGCAGUACGUCUUGAGAAGGAUGACUGCAGCAGACUAUCCCGCAGUUCGUAUGUUGUUGCCUCUGGUAAGUCGUUGCCAGCUGGAGCUGGGAGAGGAAGACUUGGAGCAGCUGCUGAAGCAGCCGACCUACAUCCCCUUUUGCUGCUACACAGUUGCCGCACCUACGGCUGCAUGCGAAGGACAGGGAAAAGAAGGGGAGCUCUGCGGAUUUUGCGAGCUGUACAUACUUCCGCAUUUAGGGCGUGCGGCAGACGGGCGUCUGGAGCGUGUGGUGGUGUCGCCAGAGUUCAGGGGAAAGGGCAUAGCCACUGCCAUGUGCCAGGCCGUCCUGCGUCUAGCUAAGGAACAGCUGCAAUUAGGCAGAGUAGAUCUCACUGUGGAGAAGGCAGAUGCCAAACAUAUUUACACUAAACUUGGAUUCGAGCCUGUCAGCACCGAAACCCUUCGUUUACAGCACAAACAAGAAGGGGUACUGCACUAA